CCCGAAGCGGUUGCAAUCGGCUUUAAUCCCAUUCGUCUCAGCCUGGCGCACCACCUCGACGCCAUGGGGGUGCUUCGUCGACCAGCCGGACUCGCGCAGAAGACGCCCGCGCUCCUCCACGUCGUCCUGGGGAAGAGCCCAGGAGAGACUUUAAGGAGGGAUGGCGACCAGGCGUAUUCGCUGACUGCGCAGCGGAAGGCGUGCACGUCCACGUUCGACCGCAAGUUCGGCAAGAAGAAGUGGAAGGUGAUUCAGUGGCACACUCGGGACGUCUCCGCCCGCCAGUCAAAAGCUUGGCCGAAGCAACUGAAGGCCAUCAUCGCCCAGGCGAAGGCGGACGGCGCCAUCUUGGCGACCUCCGCGGUGUGCCGGAUGCUCCGGUCCAAGCGCGACUGCAUCACGGUGGAAGAUGCCAACGUGCGCCUCCUCUUGUGCGAGCACGACGGCAUCGACGCAUCCACGCCGACAGGGCGAUACUUCUUCUGCCAGCAGGUGCUCAGCGCGGAGCUCGAGGCUCGUCUUUGCGGAGAACGCACCAAGGCAGCGCUGCAGGUGGCGAAGGGCAAGGGCAUGAAGCUGGGCACGCAGAACCCCAAGGUCAGGAACAAAAGCGCCUGGAGCCAGCGCGACGCAGCGCUGGACCGGGCGCGGGCUCUCUGGCCCAUGAUGGGGAAGGCGGUGGAGGCCGGGCACGGCGCGCCGUGGAUUGCCGACAUGCUCAACGGCAAGACCAAGGCGAAGAAAAUCAACAACUGCAAGUGUUUCCACGCCGGGCCCGUGCAGCGGAUCAUGAAGCGGCAGAAAAAACUGAAGCUGUUCUGA
Prorocentrum cordatum is the source of this 822-nucleotide messenger RNA. Lineage: Eukaryota; Dinophyceae; Prorocentrales; Prorocentraceae. The record is from the annotation of a GenBank genome assembly.